Molecule: messenger RNA, 810 nt
Organism: Adineta ricciae
Lineage: Eukaryota; Metazoa; Rotifera; Eurotatoria; Adinetida; Adinetidae
Source: the annotation of a GenBank genome assembly
AUGGUCACGAACUUCGGACCCGAAAUCGAAACUUUCAUUUCCUCUGCAGCCGUGCACAUUUGCAUUUGUACUCCUUACCAUCCACAGUCGAAUGGUAUUGUCGAACGUUUCAAUGAUUCUAUAAUUAUUCAAAUUUCCAAGCUCCAUCAACAAUAUCACAAUAAUUGGGAUGCUUACUUGGAUGCUGUCGUCUUUGCUUACAAUACUUCUCAACAUAAAACUACGAAACUUGAUCCGCGUUACUCGGCUGAUCCUCAAAUCAUCGUUGAUCUUUAUCAUCCCACCUACACUGUUCGUAAUUUAACUACUGGUACUGAACGUUCUUAUCAUGUGUCUGAUUUAUGUCCGAUACUUGUGGAUGUUGAUUUUCUCCACAUCAUGGCAGGCUGGUGCUGUUGGUAUUCGUCGUGUCUGGUUUGUCUUUCGUAUCAUUCCAACAAAUUUUGCUUCAUGGAUGUCGGUGCUACUUCACUUAUUUUCUUUUUAUUGCUCACUGGUCUUCGUUCUUGGUUUUGUGGUACCUGCAACGUUUGUCAAGUCUGUCCUCAUUGUGAAUGUCAUGAGAAUUUGAACAAUUGUAACUGUCAGUGUCUUACUCAACAAAACUUUCAUGCUUAUUAUCUUCAGUGGUAUUCUCAUCUUGGUACCAGUUACGUCGAUAGGCUCGAUGGCAAUCGGUCUCUCGUACACAACGUCAAUCACGUCUUCCAUUUGGAUACGAAAACUCAGCUGAUGCUUACUCUCACAACCGCUCUACAAUCUGCUCCUAAACCACUGACUUCCAGCCAGUCUGGUCUCAUCAUUCGUUGA